AUGAGGCUAGUCCGAAAGGGCCAGACUAUCGGGAUCACCGAGAGGAAAUAUCAGCAGUUUGUUGUUGAAUACCAGCCCGUGGAAACCGAAUUCCCGGAUUUCAACAAGAUCCUCGACCUGCCUCUCAAGGAGACGGCAAGCUUUGGCACGCCCGUCUUGGUCACCCUGGUCAAUGGCUUUGCACAAGCUAGGCCUACAAAGGGGGAAGGUCAGAAGGCAAGUCUCCGCCGUCCACCUGACGAGGAAAGAGACAAGCCGUGCUACGAGAUCUGGAUAGACUGGACCGACCUUGCGAGAGACCACGAGAACUACGUCCGUGUGAUGUUUAUCACAGACGCCUUCUCUGGAAUGGUCUUUCCCUACUUCAUGAAGACCUACAAGGCAAAGGAACACGGAGCUGUCUUGAAAGACUUUUCCUCCUUUAUGCUCGCUCGCUUUGGAUUUAAGACGAAUGUCGUGCGCUCUGACGGCGAGCUCUUCACGAAGAAAAUCUCAGCCUGGAUGAGGAAGAAAGGGAUGACAAAGGCGAUGUCAGCUUCCAACACUCAGGACCAGAAUGGUGGAGCCGAGAGGAAGAAAAAUCAGCUCUCACAUCUUCGUGCGUACGGCUGCCGAGCCUACGCAAUGACAGCAAAUGCACAGCUUGGAUUGAGGAAGAGGUGGAAGCUCGACCCGAGAGCUCACAUCGGAUACCUCAUCGGUUAUAAGUCUACAAAUAUUUUCCUAAUUUGGAUCCCUCUCUUGAAGAAGGUCAUUGCAACGAGAGAUGUUGUCUUUGACGAGUAUACGUUCUUCGAAGGAGGAGGCGAGCGGAUGCCGCUGCCUGCGAGCAUCGGAGAGAUGAUCCAACAGAUUGAAAUCCCGGAAGACCAGACGGCGAAUCAGGCCAUCCUUGACGAAGAGACCGAUGAAGACACUGAUAUCGAGGACCUCGAGGAUGAUGACAUCAGAAUGGCUGAAGAUAACGAAGUCGAGGAGCAGGGACAACAACAAAGCGAAGAGCAGGAAAGAAGACUACGGGCGAGCGGGAGCUGGAAGAUGCAUACCUAA
This is a messenger RNA of Hirsutella rhossiliensis, 1050 nucleotides long. RefSeq names its product integrase core domain-containing protein. The coding region runs from base 1 to 1050 and encodes 349 amino acids. The record is from RefSeq and is a predicted model, not a curated record. The transcript has 4 exons. Gene Ontology annotation, molecular function: nucleic acid binding. NCBI's taxonomy places the organism in Eukaryota, Fungi, Ascomycota, Sordariomycetes, Hypocreales, Ophiocordycipitaceae.